This is a messenger RNA of Anopheles coustani, 5830 nucleotides long. RefSeq names its product protein PALS1 (gene sdt). The transcript is spliced from 11 exons. Gene Ontology annotation, cellular component: adherens junction; plasma membrane. Gene Ontology annotation, molecular function: protein binding. Gene Ontology annotation, biological process: establishment or maintenance of polarity of embryonic epithelium; generation of neurons; morphogenesis of an epithelial sheet. Lineage: Eukaryota; Metazoa; Arthropoda; Insecta; Diptera; Culicidae. The record is from RefSeq and is a predicted model, not a curated record. Bases 1 to 3171 code for a protein of 1056 amino acids.
AUGAGGAUCCUCAAGCAUUGGCCUCGCCGGCGCAGUGGCUCCAGCAUCGUGGUGUUGGGUGGUGAUGACACGCUGAAGCCCUCUAUACCUAUUGAUGACUAUCAGGAAGACUUGGAAAUGUACAAUAUGUUAGCGGUAAAUCAGGACAAUGGACCACAUCGGGAAAUGGCUGUCGAUGUACCUGAAUCGUUCAUAGCCAGAAACAAAACGCCCCCGCGCUACCCACCCCCGCGGACCACAACGGCGCCGGCAACGCCAGCAGCCGUCGCCGCCGCUGCCGCCGCCGCCGCCGGAGCCGCGCCCGCCGGCACGCAGGUAAAUCACGUUUCCAACGCAAUGCCCCAGGUCGCGCGUCCCCCGGUCCACCGUCAUCCGGCGAACGGCGUCGGCGGGAUCCCGCUGGAGCUGGAACCGCUCGACGGCUCGUACAGCAGCGACCGGCACCUGUCCUCGCUGGACAGCAGCCAGGAGUACGGCAAGAAGGGCGGCGGCUCCAGCAAGGGCCCGUCCUCGCUCGGUUCGGUCACCAGCGAGUUCGAGCCGUCGCUGCUGGCCGUCUCCAACAGUGGCCACCCUAUCGCCACCGCCAACGGCUACGGCCGGCUGCGGCGCCACGAGGCGGGCGACCUGCGCGGUUCGCUCAGCACCAACCGGAGCUCGUCGCCGUCGUCGUCGGGUGAUCUCGGACCGCCGGAGUACGACGUCGGGCCGCACCGGGAGCUGCCCGUGGACGUGCCGGACAGCUUUGUCGAGAUCGUCAAGGCACCGCCGCGCUACCCGCCGCCCAAGCCAUUGAUCAUUAAAGACGCUAUCAGAAAGAAAGAAUCAUGCUCAUCCAGCGAAUCCAUUGAUAAACCCAAACCGCAAUCACAGUCACCGGCGCGCAACGAGCUCAACGGCUCGACGAAACCGGUGCCACCGCCGAGGGAUCACCUGCGGAUAGAGAAGGACGGGCGGCUGACGAACCGUGCACCAGUACCAGCUCCACAAGUGCCAGAUCGGAAGAUUGUGCCGAACGCAUCACAGCACCAGCAUAUCGGCCAGGUCCUGGAGCCGACUCCGGAUCAGUUAGAUAGCAUUAAGAAGUUCCAGGAACAACUGCGACGAAGACGGGAGGACGAGGAACGGAUAGCGGCCCAGAAUGACUUCCUGCGCAACAGCUUGCGCGGUUCGCAGCGGCUGCGCGCCCUGCAGGACAACCCGAUCGAGAAGCCACCGGUCGGUGUGGACAACGAGGCGUACGCGGACGACGAGGUGGUCGUGGAGAAGGUGAUCGGUUACAGUGAGCUGGUUGCGGCGCUUCAGCGACUGCAGGGACAUCUGAACAAGCACGGCCUGGCAGCACUCGCUGGCCGAGUGACGGCCGCCCAAAGUCUGCUGCUCGGGCCGGGCAUCGCGCGAGCCUUGGCCGUUCGAACGGCGGUCCUGGAGCGGCGGCGCCCGAAGGUUCAGAAUCCCAUUUGCUCAAAUGCUCAAACCCUGGCCAAGGAUUGUGUCGAAUCGCUGGCACAAUCCGGCUCGCCAAUCGCAAUAGAACUGUGUGAUCUGCUGUCCACGUACGAGAUGGAGGGUCUCCUGCUGGCGCACGAUCGGAUCGCAGCGACCACCGAUCGGUCACCGGUCGGCUCGUACGUCGGCAGCCCGGUCAACCACGCUACCCUGCCAUCCCUUAGCAGCAACAGCAUCAACAAUAACGCCUUGACCAGUGCGGUCAAACCGGUCACGGUCAUGCCAUCAUCAAUUCCAAAUAACGCUAGUUUAGUGAACAAUAACAAUAACAACAUUGCAAAGAGGGAACCAAUGAGUGUGCCUCUCGGUGUGCUGCGCGACGGAAGUCAGGAUCACAUCAAGAUCAUCCAGAUCGAGAAAUCGUCCGAACCGCUCGGGGCCACGAUUCGCAACGAGGGCGAGGCCGUUGUUAUUGGGCGCGUGGUACGAGGCGGGGCGGCGGAGAAGUCGGGCCUCCUGCACGAAGGAGACGAAAUCCUCGAGGUGAACGGUAUCGAGAUGCGCGGCAAGUCUGUCAACGAUGUGUGCGCCCUGCUCGGCUCGAUGACGGGCACGCUGACGUUCCUGGUCGUGCCGGCUGGCAUCCCGCAGAUCGUGCCGGGCAUCGGGAUGCGGGAUCCACCGGUGCUGCACGUGCGGGCCCACUUCGACUACGAUCCCGAGGACGAUCUGUACAUUCCGUGCCGGGAGCUGGGCAUCAGCUUCCAGAAGGGCGACGUGCUGCACGUGAUCUCGCGAGACGAUCCCAACUGGUGGCAGGCGUACCGGGAGGGUGAGGAAGACCAGACGCUGGCCGGGCUGAUACCGAGCCAGUCGUUCCAGCAUCAGCGCGAAUCGAUGAAGCUGGCCAUCGCCGGCGAGGUUGGGUUGCGCACGCGCAAAGACAUCAACGGGAAGGCGGGUGGCGGAUCGACGCUGCUCUGCGCCCGGAAGGGGCGCAAGAAGAAGAAGAAGGCCAGCAGCGAGCACGGAUAUCCGCUGUACGCCACGGCGACGGCGGACGACCCGGAUCCGGAGGAGAUUCUCACGUACGAAGAGGUGGCCCUGUAUUACCCGCGCGCAUCACACAAACGGCCGAUCGUGCUGAUCGGGCCACCGAACAUUGGCCGGCACGAGCUGCGCCAGCGGUUGAUGGCCGAUUCCGAGCGGUUCGCCGCAGCCAUUCCUCAUACGUCACGAGCUCAGCGGGAGGGAGAAGUGCCCGGUCAGGACUAUCAUUUCAUCUCCCGGCAACAGUUCGAAUCGGACAUCUUGGCCCGCAAGUUCGUCGAGCAUGGAGAAUACGAAAAAGCUUAUUAUGGAACAUCUCUGGAAGCCAUCCGUGCCGUGGUCGCCAGUGGAAAAAUAUGCGUACUUAACCUGCACCCCCAGAGCUUAAAGCUGCUCCGCUCGUCCGAUCUGAAGCCGUACACAGUGCUGGUUGCGCCACCGAGUCUGGAAAAGCUGCGCCAAAAGCGGAUACGAACGGGCGAACCGUACAAGGAGGAAGAGCUGAAGGAAAUCAUUGCGACCGCACGCGACAUGGAGGCACGCUGGGGCCACCUAUUUGACAUGAUCAUCAUCAACAAUGACACCGAGCGGGCGUACCAUCAGCUGCUGGCGGAAAUCAACUCCCUCGAGCGCGAACCCCAGUGGGUGCCGAGCAGCUGGCUUCACAACUAAUGGCGGUAAUGACCGUUCGCUGGCUGGUACCAAACUGAGCCAUUACGCCGAAUGUUGCCUGUCUGCUCAUCGCCGGGGAGGGGGGAGUUCUUACGUGCGUGCAACAAGUGAAGCCAACCGAUUCCUGCAGCGCACGUGCCAAUUGUAAUCACUCUUGCAAGGGCAAGACAUCGGGAUAUCGGUAGCGGUUAGAAAAAAAGGCUACUGGCCGCAUGACCUUACACACUUAUUACCCCGUUAGCAUGUAGCAUAGAGCACACGUGGAGCAUAAUUAUAACGGAAAUCGUUAGGCCCCCCAAAACAGGAUAGAAGAGUACGCGUCGAAGGCGCCCGUAGCAAGCUAGGACAUUCCACUAGACUAGCACCAUGUACCCAAAAUUCUGAACACAACCGAUUCUUAUACCCAACACGUGUCAUGGGCACGUUAUACGUACACGUACACGACACUUUACUUUUGUAAUUGUUGUUACAUGAGUUCCCUUCCGUUUUGCUUGCGCACGCCAUGCGCAUGCAGUUACGUUACUUUUUUGUCACGCGAACAAACACACACACACACGCAUGUCUGCUGAAGCGGAAUAGAAACCAUUUUAAUUUCGCAUAGGAACCAAUUGUGUACGGUACGGAUCGAUCAGGGAAAUGACGGAGGGCACCCAGGGGGAAACUCGGGGGAUGAAAAUAGAUCUGCGAUUUACGGGGAUUUACGGUGGUUUGUUAAUACUUUAUAGCGUGUUUUAUAUUUUCUUGGGCCGGUCUUCCCUUUACUGUGUGUGCGUUCCACGAGGUAAACUUACAUAACUCCAUUCCCCUCCAUUUGUACUGUACGUUUUGUUUUAGAAUAAUAAAUGUUUUAUUUAUCUAGAGUUUUAUGGGAGAAUAAAAGGGGGAAAGCAGUAACAUUACUAUAGAAGUUUUCCUCAAGCACUCUAGCGUGCAAGUGUAAUAUUCAUGAUGGAAGGAGAGGUUAUAAAGAAAGUGAGAGAUAGCAAAGGGUAAACCAACAGUAACUACAUGGAGUGGCGCAAACCGAGUACACAAUAAAAAAGCAAUUUCUAAAUGUUGUAACAAUACUAUCAGAAUAGCGGGAUUACACAGUUGCAAUUGGAGAUAGGGGAGAGGCGAGGUCGUAUAUGAAAUUUAAAAUUAAUUAAAGAAAACCCCAAUGUAUUGUAGCUACGUUAAGCGAGAAAAGAAAAAAAAACCCAAGUAUGUAGAAAAAAUAUAUACCGAUGAAAGUAAAUAACGAGUAUGGAAAACUUAACUAAUCAGCAGCAAACAACCCGCCCUGUGGAGAGACGUGUGGAGCAUAAUAGGUAAUGGAUAUUAGUGAUUCACAAAUUUACACAAGAGAAAACAAAAAUCAAAAUAAUCGUAAUGCGGUAGCCGGCCGAGGUGGUAAAAUUAGACUUCCUAUGAGAAACCGUCACCAUUACCCCAUUGGACACUCAAAAUUGAAUGGAAAGAAUCUAUAAAGCAAGCAAGCAAGUAAACGUGGAGGUAGAAACAGCAGAUUCGAUAUACUUUUUGGCUCGUAAGAUAUAAAAUAAAUCAAAUAUACGCGAUAAAAUCUAAUCCAUAGGAGAAAAUGUGCUCAAACACCCCCGAAAGGUAUUCGUGUUCAAAAAACAACGUUUUCUCUUUGUAGACCUUCAACUUCUACUAGGUUGCUCACUUAAGUCAAACAUUUGUUUGGGGCUUGGGUUUGUAUAUUUUUUUUAUCCAAAUGCAUUCGUUUCAUUUUUUGUGGUUUUUUUAUUUUUUCCACAACUAGCUCGAUAUGUAUUAUAUUUGACUUAGGAUGAUUAUUUGAAGCCAAUGUGGAGGAUGUUGAGGCAGCGGGUACUUAAAACAUUCCCUUUAUCCACAAUUUAACAGGAUCUUCUAAGGAAAAAAAACAAAAUAAAUACUUUCCGUUAAAACUACUCCUGAUGGGACUGCUUUUCUUCGUUUCUUAUUCAUUGGGAUUAGUUGAUUUCGUAGUGGGCGAAAUAUCCGCAUUACUUAGGACGUUAUAUAGGGGCUAAUAUAACCGGAUGAUGAGGUAGAGCAGCUGUAGAGUUCGGGUCUAUAUUUUAAACCGGUAUCUACCAAAACUGUCCUAUUUCAGUUUCUAAACUUGAUCAACACCAAAAUAUACGCUAACCGAUGUAGUUGAGGGGAUAAAAUGAGGACAGCUGCUAGAAACAAUGCCGCUAGCGUAUGUAUAAAGGAGGUUUAGUUCUAACUUAAAAGACUUACCCGAACAUGUUUAGCUGAAGGUAAUUAGUGUGUGUUAUCAGAUGACGGCGAAAGGUGAAAUAUUUUGAACAAUAGCUAUUUUUCUAUACCGGUAGCACGAUGCGCUCCGUGUUGUUUCUUUCUUGAUUGUAUGGCUAUGUUAACCAUGUUUUGAUACGUAGGGUUUUGUAUAUUCUUGUAUAGUGAACAGGAUUGUAGAGUUUUUAUUUCAUUCUAAAAAGAUUCCCCGUACUAACGGAUGGCAGUUGACGAAUAAAGUAGUGAAUUGUAUUGCAAAGAAAAAGAUAAAUAAUCGGCUCAACCAUCCGAAAUCUUGUUUCAUCUACAAUAUAAAUAUAAUUGAAAUUAUCAGGUUGAAAGUUUUGUUCCCAACGUGACACUUCGUUAUGAUAAAAAGAUUAAAUAGGAUAAGGCGGAGGGUUAU